This is a messenger RNA of Indicator indicator, 2023 nucleotides long. RefSeq names its product methionyl aminopeptidase 2 (gene METAP2). Gene Ontology annotation, biological process: proteolysis. Lineage: Eukaryota; Metazoa; Chordata; Aves; Piciformes; Indicatoridae. Bases 1 to 1464 code for a protein of 487 amino acids. The transcript has 11 exons. The record is from RefSeq and is a predicted model, not a curated record. Gene Ontology annotation, molecular function: metalloaminopeptidase activity.
AUGGCGGCCGUGAGGCAGGCGGGCGGCGCUGCCUCCGAGGAGGAGGAGAAGCACCUUAACGGCGAGCUGCCGCCGGAGCCUGAAGACAAGGACGGCGCGGAGGGCGGCGCGGCGGGGCUUGGCGGGGAGGAUGGCGCUAAGAAGAAGCGCAAGAAGAAGAAGAAGGGCAAAGCGGGGCCCGCGGGACAAGAAACAGAGAAAGAAAUAGAAGGUGCUCUUGAUGAUGUAGCAAAACAAUUGGAUAAGCAAUCACUGGAGGAGAAAGAAAAAGAUGAUGAUGAUGAAGAUGGAGAGGGUGAAGGAGAUGGAGCAACAGGGAAAAAGAAGAAGAAGAAGAAAAAGAAGAAAGGACCUAAAGUCCAGACAGAUCCACCUUCUAUUCCAAUAUGUGAUCUAUUUCCUAGCUACGUAUUCCCAAAGGGAGAAGAAUGUGAAUAUCCACCAACACAAGAUGGGAGAUCUGCUGCCUGGAGAACAACUCAUGAAGAAAAGAAAGCACUAGACCAAGCCAGUGAGGAAAUCUGGAAUGCUUUUCGGGAGGCUGCAGAAGCACACAGACAAGUGAGGAAAUAUGUUAUGAGCUGGAUAAAACCUGGAAUGACAAUGAUAGAAAUCUGUGAAAAACUAGAAGACUGCUCCCGGAAGCUGAUCAAGGAAAAUGGUUUAAAUGCAGGCCUUGCAUUUCCUACUGGGUGCUCCCUGAACAAUUGUGCUGCCCACUACACUCCCAACGCUGGAGACCCAACGGUCCUGCAGUACAACGAUGUUUGCAAAAUAGACUUUGGGACCCACGUUAGUGGUCAUAUUAUUGACUGUGCUUUUACAGUCACAUUCAAUCCCAAAUACGACAGACUAUUACAAGCUGUAAAGGAUGCCACAAAUACUGGAAUAAAGUGUGCUGGAAUAGAUGUACGCCUCUGUGAUGUGGGGGAGGCCAUACAAGAAGUUAUGGAGUCCUAUGAGGUUGAAAUUGAUGGCAAAACGUACCAAGUGAAACCCAUCCGCAAUUUGAACGGACACUCGAUCGGGCCCUACAGGAUACACGCUGGGAAAACAGUGCCCAUUGUGAAAGGAGGAGAUGCCACAAGAAUGGAGGAAGGUGAAGUGUAUGCCAUAGAAACCUUUGGUAGCACAGGAAAAGGUGUUGUCCACGAUGAUAUGGAGUGUUCUCAUUAUAUGAAGAACUUUGAUGUUGGGCACGUGCCAAUAAGGCUUCCAAGAGCAAAGCACCUGCUGAAUGUCAUCAACGAAAACUUUGGUACUCUUGCCUUCUGCCGCCGCUGGCUGGAUCGCCUGGGGGAGAGCAAAUACCUGAUGGCACUGAAGAACCUCUGUGACCUGGGUAUAGUGGAUCCAUACCCUCCCUUGUGUGACAUCAAAGGCUCCUACACAGCACAGUUUGAGCACACUAUACUCUUACGCCCGACCUGCAAGGAGGUGGUCAGCAGAGGAGACGACUACUAAACUCAAAGCCACACCUCAGCACCUUGCAUCCUCUCUAGGCUUGGUUGGAACAUACUCUACCAGAAUUAAUUUACAACCUCUUUGUCUGUUUUAACAGUGGACUGCUGGCAGAACUUUCCAUGUUUGGAAAGGAAGGGAUUUCAUCCAAGGCAAGUCUUCUAAUGUAACUAACCACCACCAACAAAAAAAGCUUUCAGGCCUUUAGAAAUACUUCAGAAGUUACCUUUUUGUUGGUUGGGGUUUUUUUUUCUGUUCAGGGAAAUACAUGCUAAAAAAAAAAACAAACAGCAGCUCAGUUUUUAGUUUGGAAUGAGUUAUCCAUGUGGGGUUGAACAUUUAUGAGGAAAAGAUGCUUUUCCAAUAUUUAUAUUUCCCAUAUUCCUCCUGGAAUUGCUUUGAAUGACUUGCACCUGAGCUCUGCACCCAAGCCCUCUAUGAUAAUUGCCUUUUAAACUUCCUGGAAAUCCAUUUUGUAAAGAAUAAAGAGAAAUUUUCAGAUCUAAACACAUUAAAAAAAUACUUUUUAGAAGCCUGGUUAUGAUUCUGGUCAGGACUCUGC